AUGGUCUCGGAAGUGGAGAGAGGAGUGGCCAGGAUUGGUGGCACCCAGAGCACUUGCUCAGGAACCCAAAUGUGCCCAUGGGCCUGCAAAGGUUGGCAAUCCCUGGCUCAGAAGCAAGCUCUGCACCUGCCCCUCGAGCCACGCAAAGACUCGAGCAGGACAGACAUUGAAGACCAUGAGAUCAACAGGGAUCCCAGGCUCUUGCCUAACAUCUCAUUAGGAUACAACCUCUAUGAGAACUAUUUCGAUGCCAGGAUGACUUCCGAUGCCAUGUUGAACCUGCUUGCAGGUGGGCAGAGCAGCCUUCCAAACUAUAGUUGUGGAAAACGGAACAGCCUCUUGGCUGUUCUUGAAGGGACUGAUCCUGUAAUUUCAAAAGAGAUUUCAGCCAUCUCAGGCAUCUACAAAAUCCCACAGAUCAGUUUUGUUGCUCAGGUUCUUGAGGAUAAAACCCAGUUCUCUUUUGUCUACCGGAUGGUCCCCAAAGAGGAGGAACAGUGCCUGGGGAUUGUCAAGCUGCUCCUGCACUUCAGAUGGACCUGGAUCGUCCUCUUUAUUCCAGAUGAUGACAGUGGAGAAAGGUUUCUUCACCAUUUCCUGAGAGAAAUCCGGUUUCUGAACACUUCCGUGGGUGGGCUGCAUUUGGAUGGGAAGGGGAAGCUGCCAGCCACCUACGAUAUCGAGAACUGGGUGAUGUUUCCCAAUGAGUCUCGGACCGUCCCUCGCUCCAGGUGUACCAAAAGCUGUCCCCCUGGAUAUUCCAAGGUGGCUCGAGAAGGAGAGCCAGUUUGCUGCUAUGGUUGUGCUCCGUGUGCAGAAGGAACAUUCUCCCCUCAGGAAGAUGCAGAUCAUUGCACCAAAUGUCCAGAAGAUCAAUAUCCAAAUAAGGACCAAGAUCAGUGUAUCCCAAAGAUCAUAACCUUCCUGGCUUAUGAAGAACAUUUGGGGAUCCUCUUGCCUUCCUUUGCCCUAUUCUUAUCCUUAAUUACAGGCUGUGUGUUAGGAAUCUUCAUUAAAUUCCUUGAAACUCCAAUAGUGAAAGCCAACAACAGGGACCUCUCCUAUAUCCUUCUUGUCUCCCUCCUGCUCUCCAUUUUGUCUUCCUUCCUCUUCAUUGGCAGGCCAAGGAAACUGACCUGCCUUCUCCGACAAACGGCCUUCAGCAUCAUCUUCUCAGUUGCCGUCUCUUCUAUUUUGGCAAAAACCAUCACUGUGGUGCUGGCCUUCCUGGCCACAAAGCCAGGGAACAAAGCGAGGAGAUGGCUGGGGAAGAGUCUGGCCAACUCCAUUGUCAUUUCCUGUUCCAGUGUCCAAGUUGUCAUCUGCACCAUCUGGCUGGGCAUCUCUCCUCCAUUCCCAGAGUCUGACAAGCACUCCCAGCCUGCAGAAAUCAUCCUGCAAUGCAAUGAAGGGUCUGUUGCCAUGUUUUAUGGUGCCCUCGGCUACAUGGGCUUCCUGGCUGCCAUCUGCUUCAUGGUGGCUUUCAUGGCCAGGAAGCUGCCUGGGGCCUUCAAUGAAGCCAAGCUGAUCACCUUCAGCAUGCUGGUCUUCUGCAGUGUUUGGGUGUCCUUUGUGCCCACCUACCUGAGCACGAAG
Messenger RNA from Rhineura floridana, 1596 nucleotides. Its product is annotated as vomeronasal type-2 receptor 26-like. Gene Ontology annotation, biological process: G protein-coupled receptor signaling pathway. The annotation marks the transcript as partial. The record is from RefSeq and is a predicted model, not a curated record. Gene Ontology annotation, molecular function: G protein-coupled receptor activity. NCBI's taxonomy places the organism in Eukaryota, Metazoa, Chordata, Lepidosauria, Squamata, Rhineuridae. Gene Ontology annotation, cellular component: membrane. The transcript has 8 exons.